Molecule: messenger RNA, 1997 nt
Organism: Drosophila innubila
Lineage: Eukaryota; Metazoa; Arthropoda; Insecta; Diptera; Drosophilidae
Gene: IntS11
Product: integrator complex subunit 11
Exons: 3
Coding region: 85-1878 (597 amino acids)
Biological process (GO): snRNA processing
Cellular component (GO): nucleus
Source: RefSeq, a predicted model, not a curated record
GAUCACAAUUUGUCAGAAACAGAUGACCGACAGCUUUGGCGAAAUACUUGUUCAUGUAGAACUGUGUAAUUACUUGCAAGCAAAAUGCCGGACAUCAAAAUAACACCAUUGGGAGCCGGCCAGGAUGUGGGCCGCAGCUGUCUGCUGCUUUCGAUGGGCGGCAAAAACAUCAUGCUCGACUGCGGCAUGCACAUGGGUUACAAUGAUGAAAGACGCUUUCCAGAUUUCUCGUACAUUGUGCCGGAAGGACCGAUUACCAGUCAUAUUGAUUGUGUGAUUAUAUCUCACUUUCAUCUGGAUCACUGUGGCGCGUUACCCUAUAUGUCGGAGAUCGUUGGGUAUACUGGUCCCAUUUACAUGACCCAUCCGACCAAGGCGAUAGCUCCCAUUUUGCUCGAGGAUAUGCGUAAGGUGGCCGUUGAGCGCAAGGGCGAAUCGAAUUUCUUUACCACGCAAAUGAUUAAGGACUGCAUGAAGAAGGUAAUACCUGUAACAUUGCACCAGAGCAUGAUGGUCGAUACGGAUCUGGAGAUCAAAGCUUACUAUGCUGGACAUGUGCUGGGUGCUGCAAUGUUCUGGAUUAAGGUUGGCUCCCAAAGUGUUGUUUACACUGGCGAUUAUAACAUGACGCCGGAUCGGCAUUUGGGUGCUGCCUGGAUAGACAAAUGCCGGCCGGAUUUGCUUAUCUCAGAGAGCACGUAUGCAACCACGAUACGAGACUCAAAGCGUUGCCGUGAACGUGACUUCCUUAAGAAAGUGCACGAAUGUGUGGCUAAAGGUGGCAAAGUCUUAAUACCCGUAUUUGCCCUUGGACGUGCACAAGAACUCUGCAUCUUACUUGAAACGUAUUGGGAACGCAUGAACCUCAAGUAUCCAAUAUAUUUUGCACUCGGUCUGACGGAGAAGGCAAAUACGUACUACAAAAUGUUUAUUACGUGGACAAACCAAAAGAUACGUAAAACAUUUGUGCAUCGCAACAUGUUCGAUUUCAAGCACAUAAAACCUUUCGAUAAGGCCUAUAUAGAUAAUCCUGGUGCCAUGGUUGUGUUCGCUACGCCGGGCAUGUUACAUGCUGGCCUCUCGCUGCAAAUCUUUAAGAAGUGGGCGCCAAAUGAGAACAAUAUGGUUAUCAUGCCGGGCUACUGCGUCCAAGGCACAGUGGGCAAUAAGAUUUUGAGUGGCGCCAAAAAAGUCGAAUUCGAAAACCGUCAAGUGGUUGAGGUCAAAAUGGCUGUGGAGUACAUGAGCUUUUCAGCCCAUGCCGAUGCCAAAGGCAUAAUGCAGCUCAUACAGAAUUGCGAGCCCAAAAAUGUAAUGCUCGUCCAUGGCGAAGCUGAGAAGAUGAAAUUCCUGCGUGCCAAAAUUCGCGAUGAGUUCAAUCUGGAAACAUAUAUGCCAGCCAACGGUGAGACAUGUGUGAUCUCUACGCCGGUCAAAAUACCCGUGGAUGCAUCCAUUUCACUGCUCAAAGCAGAAGCACGCUCCUAUAAUGCACAGCCACCAGAUCCAAAGCGUCGACGUCUCAUACACGGCGUCCUUGUGAUGAAGGACAAUCGAAUUAUGCUACAAAAUUUAACGGAUGCCCUCAAGGAGAUCGGUAUCAAUCGCCAUGUGAUGCGAUUCACAUCAAAGGUUAAAAUGGAUGAUCCUGGACCAAAAUUGCGCACCAUCGAGAAACUUAAACUGCUGAUGGAUGAGAAACUAACCGGUUGGACAGUGACUCUGCAGGAGAAUGGCACCAUAGCCAUAGAAAGCGUGGAGAUCAACGUAGAAGAAGAUGAAAAGGAUCCCAAACAAAAGACCGUGCUGAUUACAUGGACCAAUCAAGAUGAAGACAUUGGAGCCUAUAUUCUGAACGUCUUGCAGAAUAUGUGCUAGGUUCGAGCUACAACCAGACUUUAUUACUGGCUCUAUUCCAUAGUUGUUAAGAAUUAGUGUUGAUUUGAAUUGUGGUUAUAAAAGUUGUCUUUAAAUACAUGUAUCAACUUUUUUAAAAA